This is a messenger RNA of Leptosia nina, 4167 nucleotides long. The record is from the annotation of a GenBank genome assembly. Lineage: Eukaryota; Metazoa; Arthropoda; Insecta; Lepidoptera; Pieridae.
AUGGCUGAUAAAUACAGAGGCUUUAUCUUUAUUUCCAGAUCUGAAAUAUUAGAGAACAUACAAAAGAAGAAAGAGCAAGAUAAAGAUCAGCCACAGAGUCCAAGUUUUCAACAGCAACCGCUACCCAAGCCACCUGAGAAGGAAGGCCACACACCGGACGCUCCAAGUGCAAGUCUAGUCUCUCAACAUGUUCCCACACAGCUUCUAUCCCCUUCUCACAGCUCGAGCACCUCAGUUCAGCCAAAGGAAGAUGCAAAAGACAAAACAUUGAAGGUUACAAACUCGACAACGAUAACACUUAUAGAAAAUAAUAGUAUAAAUGGUGAUAAAGAUAAGGAUAAUUUUCCAAAAAACUACUUCACAUUAGAGCCUAAAAACGACAAGAAAGAUGACCUCAAUAAGAAUAGUAUUACAAUAACAAGAACAGUCCCAAAACAGUCCCCUGGGUCGGGGUCGGCAGACAAAGCAAAAGGUGCAGCAAAGCCAGCCAAAAGGCCUCUGCAGUACUUAGAGACAUUGGCACAAAAGGCAGGUAUCACUACAGAGGACAAAUACGAAGCUGCAAACACACUAUUGGCAUUAGACAAGCAGAAUAACACUUUUAGAAGGCCAGAGCUUAAGCAGCCUAAGUCGGAACCAGAGACCCAUACUCAGGCCGAGGACUACAGAUAUAGAAAUCAGAAAGAAGAAGAUGAUAAGCUACAGAUACAGCAGCAGAUAAUUCAGCAGCAACAACAACAGCAGCAAUUGCAGCAGCUCCAGCAACAGCAGUUGCAGCAGCUCCAGCAACAACAGAUUCAACAGUUGCAGCAACAAGCGCUUCAGCGACAACACCAGGCUAUUCAACAGCAUCUGAAAAAUCAACAGGAUCAGCAAGAGUUGUUGCAAAAACAGUUCCAACAACAGCACCAGCAUCAGCAACAACAACAACAACAGCAGCAACAACAACAGCAGCAGCAGCAGCAACAACAACAACAGCUGCAACAGCAGCCUCCUCAGCCUAAGCAAGAAAUACAACAAUUACCUCAGGCGCAACAGGACUUGCAGCAACAAAAAUUUGUACAGGUGGUAAACAACCAGUCUCUACACACGCAACAGUUCAAUGUGCCUGGUAUUGGGGAAAUAAAUCUAAGUUUUCUUGCAUCGCCCCAGAACAACGUAAACCUGCUGUUCGACAAAAACCAAAAGACCGGUAUGAGCGGAGAGAUCAAAUCUCAAACGAUAACGGAAGGGCAGAACCAGCAGCAAUUGAGUAUGGCGCAACACGAUUCGAACCAGCAGCACCACCAGACAGUCACCGUGGUGUCGUCUAUGCCAAGCAGCAUGGGAACACAUCAGGUACAGCAGCAGCAGGCAGCGGCUGGUAGCAUACAACAGCAAGCCGGCGCUAGUAUAUCAACUAUGGGACCAAUUCAGAGUUUACCACCCAAUACCCAGCAUCCGCAGCAAUUGAGUGCGGAUUGGGGACACGGCCGUGUACAAGUGAUACAGCAACCGCUGCAGAACAGCACGUAUUUGCAGCAACUUUACAAUGCUCAAGGACCACUACUUAUGCCCGGCAAUAUUGCUCUCCAUCCUCAAAUCAACUCGCAACAGAUCCAGGUUAUUGCUGCCGGUAAACCUUUUCAGGGGAACCAGCUGGCGCCGCAUAUGCUCACCCAGGGAAAGCAGGUCUUACAAGGCCAAACUGCGUCGUUCCCUGGGUACACGACAAUACCCGCGAUACCCACGACCCAGAAUCAAACGUUCGUGUUCAGCCCUCUAGGCGUGAUCAACUCCCAGCCGAGCAUACUCCCAGCACAUUCUCAAGCUUCAGGAAUGAAUCAACAACAAAAACCGGGUGACAUUCAUAAGGUAAUGAGUGGCGGAAAGGUGACAACAGGCAAAGUGAACACUGGCAACACCCAGAAUGUUCCAGUACAAGCGCAGUGCGUUCAAGUCUCGCAGCCGGUGCUCGGUCAGCAGCCCCAAGCGCAGAUCAUCAGCCCGUUGCAGGCCGGUGGACAGAUGCAGUUUGCGCCGUGGCAGAUCUCGGGCGCUAUACCCCAAGUGUGGGCCGGCGGUUUGCAGGCCGGUGCGUUGCCGGCCGGCGGGCUCCUAGCCCCCAACUCCAUAUUCAUACGUGGCUCGCAACAGGACCCACCGCCCUCUAUGUUCAUUCAACACUCGCCACAAAACAAUGUGCAACAUGCCAGUGUAAGUGUGGCGUCGGCUACGGUUAGCACGUCGAAACCACGAGCCUCCACUGAUGGGAUCUCGAAGGCCCCACGGCCCCUCUCGAACAUUCUGCCUUCGGGUGGUAUUAGACCAGCCUCGAGUGUGUCAACGCAGACCAGUACGAACCAAGCCCAGAAUGCGGCGAAGCAACGCGGCAAGCCGGGCGUACGUUCGCCUGCGCCAGCCGCCAAGCAGGAUGCGGCAAAUCAGACAAACAAAAUGCAGCAUCAGAUACAGCAACCGAAACAGCAGUUACUGGUCAUGAACUCCAGCGGCCAGAUGACACAGAUAACAAGCGUCGAUAAGCAGUCGCAUAACAAGAACAUACAGCAGCAGCAACAGCAACAACAGCAGCAGGCGCAGCAGCAACAGCAGCAGCAACAACAGCAGCAACAGUUGUUGCAACAACAAGCCCUACAGCAGCAGCAGCAGCAACAACAGCAGCAACAGCAACAACAGUUACUGCAGCAACAACAAAAUCAGCAAUUGGUUCAACAUUAUCAGCAGCAAGGUAUGCUCGGCAUGACACAGGGAACAUUACCCGUUGGGUCUGUUUCACAAACGUUGCCCAUGGCUGGUCUACCACAGAUAUCAAUGGUACAGCAAAUCCAUCCGUUGGGUGGUAUGGGCCAACCUGGGACGCUGGUUAGCCAGAUAAACACUAGUCAGUCGGCGCAGAACGCUUCGCUGACACAAGUGCAGACCUUACAGCAGCCACAGACACUAGUCGGAAGCGGUCUCGUCCAAACCUCAGUCGGCAUGGCUGUACAGCAACCUUCAUCGCUUAACUCUACUCAAAUGCAACAAUCGGUGACAACGAAUAAUCUAAGUGCGCCACAGUUAACAAUUCAGGCGCCGACUCUCGGUCUUAUAACAGCGCCGGUGCAAGGUUCUGUAUUGCCGUUGCAGUCACAGAUGAUAACUCAGCCUAAGCCAGAAGAAAAGACGUUACCUCAACCGUCGGCCCAAGUUACCACCACGGAUGCUGCUACGGAACCAGCGACUACGACCAGUUCGACUUCACAAAAUGACGUCACUGUUUCUACUACAGUCACAACAGCGAAUACAUCUUCCGGCGAUAUUUCAAAACGCAGUCCGGUUAAGUCCGAGUACCCAUUGGCUAGUACCACAGUCAUGACAUCCACCACGCCGACAGCGACAUCCACCGCGCCGGGAAUUAGCAGCGUCCCAAGCGGUGUUGUUACGCAACCACAAGUAGUAUCGUCCACCUCUACAUCUACAACGGUUACGUCGACCGCUAGCACGUCAAUAUCUGCUGGAAGCUCUGGGGCUAUGUUUAAGAGUGGCCAAUGUACGCCAAGGAAUAUUAGCUCACAACAAGUUACAGACAAAGGUCUACCAAAGGCGAUGGUGAAGCCGAACAUCCUGACGCACGUUAUAGAAGGCUACGUUAUACAGGAAGCUGCAGAACCGUUCGCUGUAAAUCGGCCUCUUCGCGAGUGGAGCGCGGCCGAUAAGGACCCAGACAAAGAAAACAAAAUACCUUCGGAUGAACCCAUUCGCAAGAAACAGAAGUUGGAAAGCAGCCCCACCCUACCUCGCAUCUCAUCGAGCAACGAGACGAGCCCCAGUACCAGUCAAAGCUCCUCGAAGACCGAAUCGCCGACCGCUGAGGCAGCGGAUACAAUGCAAGAGGACGAAGCCUCCAAGCUUCCAAAUGCGCAUAAGUGGACUGUGGCGGAAGUGUGCGAAUUUAUACGUAACAUCCCCGGAUGCGCCGGAUACGCGGACGAGUUCCUCAUGCAAGAAGUAGACGGCGAAGCCCUGCUUCUCAUCAAACCGGAGCACCUCAUUCGCUGCGUCCGGAAAGCGAACAGACAUCGACGGAAAACAAUGAAUGAGACUGGUUUUUGGGUCCAUGGUAAACAUCGUGGGCCUGCCUCGAAGAGGCGCAACGUGUUCACUCCUAGCAUUACUUUCGAAUAUUAG